Molecule: messenger RNA, 2926 nt
Organism: Cuscuta campestris
Lineage: Eukaryota; Viridiplantae; Streptophyta; Magnoliopsida; Solanales; Convolvulaceae
Source: the annotation of a GenBank genome assembly
CUCCAUUUCUCCUUCCCUACCGCCCCGCGCUUUAACGUUCAACCUGCUGCCAGCGCCGCCUCCUUUGCUCUCUGCGUCGAUUCAAAAUUAUUCGCCGCCGGGGAGAGCAUCGGCGGGUGGAGGCGCAGCCGCAUUCGCCGCAGAUGAACUUUCGUUUGCUCUGCCACAUCGACACUGCCGGCGGCGUCAUCGGGAACAGCGGCGCGCUAAUCAAGCACCUGGAGUGCCAAACGGGAUGCCAGAUCUCAUUCGAGAAGCCGCUCUUCAAUUGCGCCGAGCGAGUCAUCAAUGUAAUCGGAGACGCGUCGGCGGCUGAGACGAAUUUCUCGGCGAGCGAGGAUGUGUCUGCGGCGGCGCGCGGUACCGCUGCGCAGGAGGGUUUGUUUAGGGUUUUUGAGAGGAUUUUGGAGUUGGAAGGGAAGGUUUGCCACGGGGAGGGAGCAGUGGGGUGCAGAUUGCUUUGCCAGUCUUUUCAAGUCAAGGCGCUGAUAGGGAAAAGAGGAAGAACGAUUGAUGCUAUCAGGAGGAUCUCUGGAGCUAAGAUUAAGGUUCUGAACAAGGAACAUCUUCCAGAUUGUGCCAGCACAGACGAGGAGUUGGUUCAGAUCAUGGGCGGAAUUCUGUCUGUGAAGAGAGCACUAGUUCAUGUAUCUCAAUGCCUUCAAGAUUGUGCUAUGGGAAGAAGACCAAUGAACAUGCCUUCUGCGGUGCUACGAAAUGAAAACCAUGUUGACUUUUCUUCUCACCCGUCUUCGUUAAUGCCAUCUUCUCUGCAUAGUGCUUUUGAAAAAUUUUCAAUUGGACAUACAGUCUCAAAUAAUGAUGACAGAGUUCUUAAGCCAGAUGAAGAGAACACUAAGCAUAAGGUGUCUUUUAGGUUGCUAUGUGCUCUGAACUCAGGUAGAGGUGUGGGAGACUUGCCUGCCACUACCAUCCAUGCUUUGGAGAAAGAGACCGGUGCUUCUAUAAGUUUUUCUCCUCCGGUACAUGGGUCCCAAUACCGUGUUGUCAUGAUAUCUUCAUUAGAGCAAAUAGAUCCGUUGUAUCCAUAUGCUCAAAUGGCUGUAAUUCGAGUUUUUGAGAAAUACAUGGAGGAAUGCAUAUUAGUUUCAGGUUUACGCAAGGGGGCAACUGUAACUGCGAAGAUCGUAGUUACAUCAGAUGAGCUGAAAUGCAUGGGUGACCGAAAAGGACAAGUUGGGGCAGAUAUAAGUUCCACAUCUGGUGUUGAAAUACAGCUAACAUCUGAGGAGCUACCCCAGAAUUUUUUAGCAGAGAACGAUAAAGUGAUCCAGAUUGUUGGGGAGUAUCUCAGUGUAAAGAUUGCUCUAUUUCAAGUUACUGCUAAGCUACGGCAGAAUUUCUUCUCAAGCUUGGUUUCCGGGGGUGUAAAAUCUAACAAACAGUAUCGAAGCGCUUCUUCAAUGUCUAAAAGCAGUCACAACGUCACACAGUUAAAUUCGGCUCCGCAACCGUAUCACAUAUCUGACCUUUCUACCCCUGCUGCGAAGAAACACCUCAGAUUUAUCCCCAACCUUGGAGGUCCUCAUAAGCUGCUGAACAAGCAGAUCAAUGGCAGUGCGGAUGCAAAUGGGGCAACAUAUAGAACUGAUGAAGUUGUGGUUCCAGCACACAAGUUUGAAAUGGUAUAUGGCUUGGAAGGUACCAACCUCCUCAUGUUGAAACAGAGCUCGGGUGCUGAGGUCACAGUGCAAGAUCCACAGCAAGGGGAAACCAGUGGAAAAGUGAUGAUCUCGGGGACAUCAGAGCAAAUUUUAGUCGCAAAAAUUUCAAUGGAAAGCAUAAAGAACUCUCCUUUUAACGAUGCACCUAAAGAAGACUUUAUUAGCCAGCUAUCGGACGAUAUUCUUGCUUCAAUUCUUUCCCGCACGCCUACAAAAUUCGCCAUAACGACAAGCGUUUUGUCCAAGCGAUGGAAGAAGACCCUCGAGCUUAGGGGAGUCAAGAUUCUUCCUGGUUCAUUGGAGUCCGUUUUGUCUGCUUGUUUGAGCCUUCGCACGUUGUUCAUUGGCAAAUGUGAAGCGCCUUUCAAGUUGUGCUUCGGUGGCCCCACGUCAGGGGAUCUCAAACUCGAGAAUCUUAUAGUUGAAAAUUGUUGCGGCAUAGAGGAGAUUGAGAUAUAUGCCAAGGAUCUCAUAACAUUGGAGUUUCAAGACAAUAGAAUGGUUAGAUUUGUGUUUGGGCAUGCUCCAAGGUUGCAAAGUGUAUAUCUUUCCAUAGAAAGUGAAGAUAUCUUGGCCUAUGUGUUUGGAGGAUUCACUAAAAAUCUGCCUAGCCUUGAAUCCUUAACUUUGGAUUCUAAAUGUGGCUUUUAUGAGGAGAGCAGGAGACUAAUGAGGAUUGGAGGGAUUGAGAAAUUGAAGAAUCUUAGGAGAUUAGAGUUGAAUUUGGUUUGCACCCCUAAUACUGAUCUGCUUGCACUUGAUCUGUUUUUGCAAAAUUGCCCUCUCCUACAAGAGUUGCACCUUGUCUCAAAGUCUCCUCCAAUUAAAGGCCUUGCAUGUCUUGCAAAAUCGGGAGAUGGAGGUGCGAAAGGGGUCGAAUGUCUUCAUUGUCACCCAAACUUGAAGAAGGCGAGUUUCAGCGGGUUCGAGGGAACGGAAAAUGAGAUGAAUUUUUCUUUGUAUAUAUUGAGAAGUGCAGUGGGACUAGAGGAAAUGGUGAUCAAUAGGUGUGGGAAGCAUUACAUGGGAUAUGGAAGGUGGAAGAAUGUGAGCAAAGAGCCAUGGAGUGAAGAGACUCAUCAAAUGAUUCAGAAUCAGUUGCUUGCCCAUGGUCUUGGUUAUGGAUCUCUUCUAGUCCAUAUUCACAAUGCAUCUUAAUUUGGAUCAUAUGUGUGGGAAGGUUGGGAUGAAAAGUAAAAUAAGAGUUUUGAUGACUUUAGAAAUAAUUAGUUUGUAUAACU